This is a messenger RNA of Rosa rugosa (rugosa rose), 682 nucleotides long. Its product is annotated as cytochrome c oxidase subunit 5C-2. NCBI's taxonomy places the organism in Eukaryota, Viridiplantae, Streptophyta, Magnoliopsida, Rosales, Rosaceae. Bases 312 to 503 code for a protein of 63 amino acids. The transcript has 2 exons. The record is from RefSeq and is a predicted model, not a curated record.
GCGAAAGAGUUCGAGUGUCAAAUAAUAGUCGACCAAUAUCCAAGCCCAGCGGCCUAUGCUUCGAACUAGGCCCAAUGAAGACCCAAGCCCAACAGCACAGACAUGAACAGAACAGUCCAUCUCACCGGGCCCAAAAUUCCCCCACAUAUCGAAGGGCAAAACAGAGAUUUAACAACGGCGGACAACGAAUAGCCUACUUUUCGUGGCUUCUGAAUAACUCGUCAUUUGCGAAGGAUUGAAGAAAAGCCCCAAUUGGUGGAUUCACAAUCUCUCUCUCUGUCCUGCUUCUCAAUCUCAUCAGAUUAAGUGAAAUGGCUGGUCACAAGAUUGCUCAUGCCACAAUGAAGGGGCCAAGCGUUGUCAAGGAGAUAAUUAUUGGGGCGGUGCUUGGUUUGGCUGCUGGAGGCCUUUGGAAAAUGCAUCACUGGAAUGAGCAGAGGAAAAUAAGGACAUUCUAUGACUUGCUGGAGAAAGGGGAAAUCAGUGUCGUUGCUGAAGAAUAGAUCUUCAGAGUUUCAAACAUGAUUUGUGGACUCAUUCAAAGUUUGUUAAUCACUCUCUCUACUUUCCAUUUGGCCCUUGAACUUAAGAUGAUGAGCUUAGUCUGGGUUCUGAAUAAGUUUCUCAAACUGUUGUCGAAUACAUUAUUGUUUUAAAUGGAAGUUGAUUAAUCUUCUUCUCA